Messenger RNA from Plasmopara halstedii, 1509 nucleotides. Its product is annotated as Protein FAM133. NCBI's taxonomy places the organism in Eukaryota, Oomycota, Peronosporomycetes, Peronosporales, Peronosporaceae. The coding region runs from base 1 to 1509 and encodes 502 amino acids. The record is from RefSeq and is a predicted model, not a curated record. The transcript is spliced from 5 exons.
AUGCAGUCCAUUCAUUGUAUGUCAUCGCUAGAAACUCUGACACUUUACGAGCGCAUUCUGGGGCAUGUGGAAUCCCGAGUGCUUCAUCGCACAUCAAGUUUAGUAUUAAGAGAGGAAUAUGCUGCGGUUGCAGCUUCCGUGAAUGAUAUUGCUACAACAUUUGCCAAAGUCGAGGAAGUCCGCGAUGCCGUGCAACAACUAGAGCAGAUAAAACCAUGCGCAGGACGCAGUGAGACCCUUUUAGAAGUUCUGGAUAGUUUGAUUGAAAUGGAGCGGGAGAUCCAGGACAAAAUGGAGAAAAUAGCGAGAGGAAUUGAUGUUAUCAAGAAAAAAGGAAAGAGAAAAACGAAGGACGAGAAAGAGACGACAAUAUGCAGCGAUGAUAAUUUCAAAGAAAAAGUUGAGCAGAAUCAAGUGAAGAAACAAAAGAGCAAAGCUCUUGUUGCGACUAAUAAGAUGAAAAGUGCAAAUUUAUCUUUUGCCCAAGAGAUUUUGGCGAUUUUCUCGAAAGUUAAGGUAGUUGACAAGGAAUUCCAGGCUGACACUAAGUCAUUGUGGGUGAAGAACUUAAAUAAUCUGCAGUUACUCCUUCAGUACCAGGCGAGUCACGAUGGGCAUACGAGUGAUAAUAUGGUUGUUGAAGUCACUGUUCGUGCACUUGAGAGAGUUGUGAUAUUGUUUCAAGAACUUGCAUGGACCCCGGAGCGUGCACUGGAAGUGCGAUCGUUGAUCGCUUCAUUGUCAGAUACUUGCUCUAGGAAUAGAGUCUUGAACACUUUCUUUCAUCAAGUGCGAUCUCGAUUGGAAACCCUCCGCACGAAUAUCCUUAUCCAUACUGAAAAGUGUGCUGGCGAUAACAAAACCAUCAAACCAUCAAAAGACCUACUUCAAAUCUUUCAAGGCCUUGUGAUGAAGAUUCAAAAGCUGCCAAAAACGGAAAAUAUGAAACACAUAUUCGAAGCACUUCGACUGCUGCGGCAGUUGAUGGCAAAUGAUGUCACAUGUUCACAACACAUUCACGUUAAGCGUUCUGCUGAAAUAGUCAAGCGUUGGAUUCUAGAAUGUCCAUUUCAGAAUAAAUCAGGUGACGAAUAUGAAGCUUUUGCACACAAUCUAGCUGAAUAUAGCAAAAACAUUCACGGACAUGUCAAUCAGGUUGAAUUACAAAGACUCGCUACGAAUCUGCUUCACUUAGUUGUAGAGAAAAGAAAGGAGCCGUUAGACAAUUCUCAACUGUCGAAAAACGCGUCAGAUGGACCAAGUAAAGUGCAAAGUCGACUGCAAGAUAUUCUGGUUCAAGUAGAGCAGUGGCAAAAUGGCGUUUUUUCGCUUAAUCAACUUGAGAAGGCGAUUCGGAACCUCGAAGAAGUAUUAUCCUACCGUUCUAAGCAGUGGAACCCACUUGCGGACUUUGACGCCCGAUUGAUGAGCAUCAGUGACAGUGCUGUCAAGUCGCUUGAAUGGUGCAGUGACGAGCAUAUGAAGUUGACUUGUCAUGAAGUGCAAUGA